AUGGCAUCCGACAAGAACCCCAUCGACGCCCUGAAAGAGUCCAAGCCCCCGGCUACCGAUCCAUUCACAUAUCUCACAAUCAUCGGCGAGGUCAUCUCUCCCGAAGUCCUCCCGACACUACAUGAAAUUCUUCAAGAUGCCAAGCUCACACAAGAGAUUGGCUGGGACUUGGUCGAGGUCUUGAUAGCCGUGGAAGGAAGCGAGCAGUGCCUACAGACGAUUGCGCAACUGGGCAACCCGCGCGAGGUCAUCAUCAAGAUCCUCGAGGUCCUGGGUGAUCUCAGUGGCGAUGGUGAUGAUACUAGUGAUAGGACCUCAGCAAACAACCCAGAGGCCACGGCUGCUAUCAUCACCUUUGUGCGCUCCCAGACUGCAGAGAAGCGACCGCCGCUCCCUACGCGCAAGUCCAGCACCGCACUCGACACUACCUUUGGAAAGUCCGACGCGAGCAAGAACGCGCCCGAUCCAGAGGCUGAGAAGACGGACGAGACUGCACCAUCCGAGCCAGACCUGGUGAAGAGGCUUCUCCAAUCGUUCAUGAUCACCAUCAUUGAGGCAGACUUAGGCCUCACGAGAAUCCAGUCUCUUUCGCUCGAAGCAGUCUUCGAGGAACCUCUGAUCGCCAAUCCUUUGGCUGCCGACCUGGAUGAUCUGGACAGUCCAAGCAAGGUCAAGCUCUCCACAGGAGGCGUGUGGUGCCUCGUAGCAUACUGGCUAUUCUCGUCGGAGGUCUUCGAAACGAACCACGACCAAAUCCAGAUGACCAUGCUGCCAGAUCACCACAAGCUACUACAGCUCUUCGUCGGCGACGAGCCCCAGGAGCAAAUCAGCAGCAACCAGGGCACUGCCGAAGCCCUCCUCGUCAUGGGCCUCUGGCUCGACAAUGCCAAACGCAUCUCCGGGCAAGGGGCGACGCCAGCCGACUUUAUGCCCUACCAUCAUCUUCUCACCAUCAUCGCCGCCUUCCACCCGUCGUUGAACUCUCGCAACGUAGCAAACACGUUGGCGGGCCUCGUAUUGCACGCCGAUCCAGACGACGAAGGACGACUCAAGAUACUCGAGGAUCUCCUCGAGAACUGCAUCUUCUCGGCUUUGCAGGCAUCGGCGGUUUCGUGGCUCAGGGAAGAAAUCAUAAUCGCACAUAAGACGAAAGCAACAAACGCCUUCUCAGGGCCUGAAGGGCUAGACACGCUUCAGUACCUGUUGUUCCCCAGCCUGGCGCAACUCAAGGAACAGGACGUCGUCUCGCAGUGGGAUUUCUGGGCGCAAAACCACCCGUAUCACCUCCAGGUGGCCAACUUCUUAUACUUUUUGUUCAAGGGGGAGGAUUUCAAGCAUCUCGUUCCCGCUGGCAUGGGCGCUGCCAUUGAGCAGCGCUACGUCGAGCCGUUGUUGCAGACUGCCAAGAAGCUCCGCGAAGCUAUCGACAAAGGCGAGAUAGAUGACCAGGGGCUAGGCAAUGAGGCUGCGAUGCAGCUAGACGUCCUCAGCCUCAAUCUAGAGGGACUGUCACUGUCGUAA
Molecule: messenger RNA, 1521 nt
Organism: Verticillium alfalfae VaMs.102
Lineage: Eukaryota; Fungi; Ascomycota; Sordariomycetes; Glomerellales; Plectosphaerellaceae
Exons: 3
Coding region: 1-1521 (506 amino acids)
Biological process (GO): cellular response to oxidative stress
Cellular component (GO): cytoplasm
Source: RefSeq, a predicted model, not a curated record